Molecule: messenger RNA, 1098 nt
Organism: Trichomonas vaginalis G3
Lineage: Eukaryota; Parabasalia; Trichomonadida; Trichomonadidae
Product: protein of unknown function, DUF4106 family
Exons: 1
Source: RefSeq, a predicted model, not a curated record
ACGAAAAGUCAGGUAGGACAUUAUGCUGCAGAUGGAACAUAUGUGCCAGCUGGUGGAACUUAUAUACCAGCUGGUGGAACUUAUAUACUAGCUAGUGGAACUUAUAUACCACCAAACCCUCCAAGAGAAGCACCUGCACCAGGACUACCUAAAACAUUUACAUCGUCACAUGGACACAGACACAGGCAUGCACCAAAACCAACACAACAACCAACAGUUCAAAAUCCAGCACAACAACAACAACCAACACAACAACCAACAGUUCAAAAUCCAGCACAGCAACAACAAACAGCACAACAACCACCUCCACAACCAGCACAGCAACCAACAGUUCAAAACCCUGCACAACAACAACCACAAACAGAGCAAGGACAUAAAAGAAGUAGAGAACAAGGAAACCAAGAAUUCUUAAAAAUGCUAAAGGAAGAUUAUGGUUACCCAGCUACUCUUGACUUUAGUGACAGAUAUAAAGAAGCUAUUAGAAAGUUCAAGGAAGGAAAUACUGACCCGAACCUAUUUAGCUUUAUGGCUCAGCACCAAAUGGGAUAUAAUUUCAAACCUGGAAAAUACAAACUCGCUAAGGAAUAUGAUUUAAUAGCAUAUCAUCCAAAUGACAUGACUGAAUUUACUCCGAGAUAUUUGGUGUCAGAGCUAAAUGACAAUUCAACUAUCUUCAUGAAAAGCGUAAAAAAUAGAGACGGAACGAAAGAAGAAAGGGUUAUGAAUGCGGAUGACUUAAAUAGGGAACUUGUUAAAAACGGUCUCGGAAUAUAUGAAAUGCCAGCAGAUGAGGUACAAGAAACUCCACAGGAAGAAGUUCAGAUACAACCAGACAUGGAAGAAAUAGUUCAGCAACAACAGCUAGAAGAGCCUGAAGGAAACGAACAAGUCCCUCCUUUGGAAACUAACUUCACAGAACUAGAUGAAGAUUUGGAACAGCCGAAAAAUCUUGACCCUCAACAAGAGUAUGAGGUGAAUAUGGAAUCUUUCCAAGAGUCUAAGAAAAAUUCGGCUGACAUAGUAGAAGAAUAUCGAAAAAUGUUUGCCGACAUACAAAAGACUCCAACACCAGAUGAAAAUAUUCAGCAUAGAAUGGAA